GUUCUCUGCGCGCUCUCUAGUGGGGAACAUUUCUCUCAUACUAGUUUUAACUCAUUACUGUAUAUCAGUUAUUAGUCCUCUAUAUUGAUUUAAAGUCACGCGUUUAAACUAUUCUAUAUAUCUAAAAUCCACACAACAGUGAUGUUGAUGGUGCAUCCGUGUCCAGUCGCACUCUUUUGCUGGAGCGUGAUUGGUCCAGAUUCACGAGCUUUUGUUCGCGUGCUGCACCUCUUGCGCUCCUGCUGUCAUGCACACCUGCGGAACACUCGCGCGCACCGCUAGUAUGCCAGUCUGUGUUUCACACUCAGGAGAAAAGAGAACAACUUGACCAGUUAGACUGGAUAUAAAGAUAAGCUAACUCCCAGAAAAGCUUCCUCUGGAUGUGAUUUCAGACAUUUGAAGGUGUACCAAACUGAAAGACAUCAUGAAGUCGGAUGAAGACGGGAAAGACAUGAGGGGAGUGACUGUUAACCGCUUUGCUGAAGAGGCUCCCUCCUCAGGGAUGGCUAAGAAUGGAUACUUCUAUCAAGAGAUGGAACAGAGGGAGAGAGAAGAACAUGAGGAGGGGAGCGAGGAGCGAGAGGAGGGCCAGGACUCUCCCAUCCCAUCAGGAGAUGACAUUCAUCUCUACGGCAACCAGACACACCAAGGAGGGACAGAAUCUGAUGUCCACGGCUGUGUGCUGCUUAACACGUCUCGAAGGUAUGUGAAGCUGAUGAACUUCGAGGAGGAAGUGCGAGCUCACAGGGAUCUGGAUGGGUUUCUGGAGAGGGCAAGUAUUCUGCUGCACGAGGACGAGGCCUCUCUAGACGACGUGUUAAAGACGAUGCUCCUCCACGUCUCGCAGGACCCUCACACCGCUGAGCCCAGCUGCAACUUCGAGGAGAUCAUGAGCUCCCUCUUCACAGACGCAGGGUCACAGGAAGUCAAUGUGCAUCUAUUGUCAGAGACGCUGCAGUGUGUGACGGCCACAGCCACAGGGAUCCAGUACCAGCAGUCUUGGCUUUGUAUCCUCUGUAAUGUGAAGAACCUGCAGAGGCGGCACGUGUGUAUAUCACGCCUGGAUCGUCCACAGAACUGGGGGGAAAACUGUGCAGAAGUCCGCUAUGUUAUCCUUAUUCUGGCACCUUCAAAGAUGAAAAGCACUAAGACGGCGAUGGAGCUGGGCAGGACGUUCGCCAGCAUGUUCUCAGACAUCUCCUUCAGACAGAAGCUGCUAGAGAGUAAAACCCAAGAGGAGUUCAAAGAGGCACUGCUCAUCCAGAGGUACCACCUGACCGCUGCCAAGCGUAAAACCACGGCUGUGGAGGGCGAAGAGACAGACCCACACAGUCAAAAACCACUGAAGUGUAGAGAUUUUUUCAGAGUGGGCAGAGGAAUCUAUGAGGAUCUGUGUCGCCGACUGCCUCUCUACCCGUCUGACUUCACUGAUGGCUUAGUGGGUAAUAACAAAGCCCUGGUCAAGUUCAUGACGACGUCCAUCUUCCUCUACAUCGCUGUGCUGCUUCCCGCCAUUGCUUUUGGCUCACUCAAUGACGAGAGCACUCGGGGCGAGAUUGAUGUUCAGAAGACAAUCAUCGGGCAGAGUAUAGGUGGAAUCAUCUACUCAUUGUGUGCUGGCUCUCCUCUCGUCAUUCCACUGACCACGGCGCCCAUCGCUAUUUUCAUCAGCGUGAUUAGGGGGAUCUGUGAUGAUUAUGAGCUGGACUUUGCAGCAUUUUAUGCAUGUAUCGGCCUAUGGAACAGCCUCUUCCUCAUCAUGGGAGGAGUCUUCAACCUUAGCCUGCUUGUUAAGCUUUUCAAGAGGUCGAUAGAGGAGGUGAUAGCUUUGUUCAUUUCCAUUGCUUUUGUAGCAGAUGCAGUUAAGGGCACCGUCAAGAUCUUUCAUGAGUUCUACCAUGCUCCCACUUUGGCCAAUGGGAGUGCGGCGGAGCUGAAUCGCAUCAGUGGAAGUUUACAUUUAGGGGAACCGAACAUGACAGAGACGGGGCCCGUGACUCUCCCAGAAUCCUUCAUCCUGUGCACGCGGGCACGGCCUCUUCUCUUUCUACUCCUCAUGCUGGGCACACUGUGGGUGGGAUACACACUCUACCAGUUCAGGAGGAGUCCGUUUCUGCAUGUGAAGAUGAGAGAGAUUCUGUCCGACUGUGCUCUGCCUAUCUCAGUGCUUGUCUUCUCAUAUGUGGGAUCAUACGUCUUCAACGACAUUGCCUUGCCGGUGUUUAACUUCCAUGAAGGUCCGGUGUUUCAGAUAGCCCCACUGGAUAAGCUGAGCGGAGCGAGUGUUCUGAGCGCAAUGGGUCUGGGCUUCCUCCUGUUUCUCCUCAUCUUCAUCGACCAGAACAUCGUUGUUUCUCUCACAAAUGCACCUGAAAACAGGUUACUGAAGGGCACGGCGUAUCACUGGGACCUGACUCUGUCUGGCUUGAUUAAUAUUUUGAUGUCUGUGCUGGGCUUGCCGUGGAUGCAUGCUGCGUUCCCGCACUCCACUCUGCACGUCAGACAGCUAGCCAUCGUGGAGGAAAGGGUGGAGGGAGGACACCUCUACGAGACUAUAGUGAGUGUGAAGGAGACGCGGGUGACCUCGCUUGUGGCUAACAUCCUGAUAGGUGUAAGCUUGUUUCUGCUGCCGGUGCCCCUGCAGUGGAUUCCUAAGCCUGUGCUCUAUGGGCUCUUCCUCUACAUCGCUCUCACAUCUAUUGAUGGCAAUCAAAUGUGCGACCGCAUGGCUCUGCUACUCAAAGAACAAACGUCCUACCCUCCGGCUCAUUACAUCCGCAAGGUGCCGCAGAGGAAGAUCCAUUACUUCACUUUCCUUCAGAUGGUGCAGCUGCUUUUUCUGUGUGCGUUUGGGAUGUACCCUCUCCCGUAUAUGAAGAUGAUCUUUCCUCUGCUCAUGUUUAUCCUCAUACCCAUCAGGAACUAUCUACUGCCCAGGAUCAUCGAUGCUAAGUACCUGGACAUUAUGGAUGCACAGCGCAUGUAAACGCAUGCACACUGAGCCUCUGAGCAAAGGACUCUGGGAAUUGUAUUUCUGAAAUGCAAAACUCUGGGAGGAAAAACAAACUGAUUCUAGUGUUUAACAGCAGACAUUCUGGUGAAGCACUGAACGAGUAAGAGAGAGAUUAGAAAAGAAGGAUAUUUGAAGACAGAACCAGAGAGGGCGGAGGACGAGAUGCCUGUUCAAAACAGAGUAGAACGACAGACCGCUGUCUGACUGUUUGACUAUUGACCUUGGUCAGUCACUGCUUCUCUCAUGAUCUGAAUAGUACACCAAAGCCCCCCGCCCCCUCUCUCUCUAGUCUAUUCUGAUGUAUCCAUGCAUCACAGACACUUGAUUUAGGAGACGUAGGAAACCAUCACACAUAUUCUCGACAACUGUGCCAUGACUAAAUUACACAAGUGUUUACUCCAUCUCCGACCAUAGUGUUCUCAACACAAAUACAGCUGUCGAACAAGAGACUGAACUGAAUCUGUAGCAAUACCUCUUAAUGCUGAACUUUGACGCGCGCACACACAAACACCCAGAGCAAAACUUCUCAUACAUCAAGUAGAAAAGCUGUCAAUGGCAGAUUUUCCAGCGCAUUUUGGUACAUAUCAGUGCAAAUAAGUAAUAACGAAGUGAGCAUGGACCAAAAGAAUACACUCAACCUUAGGAAACGGCUCAUAGCAAUACAGCGGAUUAUUAGAGGCUAUCAAUAUUUUAGAGUUUUCUAAAGAGAGUUUUCUUUCGAGGUAAUAGACUUCUAGUUUGGAGACCCACUGAUGUGUAGAGAAUGUAUCCUAAGCGCUGGGGUUUCAGGGAAAUGGAGAAAAACAAGCAGCAUUUCUGCGGACCUUACUCACUGCUGAAUGGACUCUGACAUUUAAGCUUUGCACAUCACAGGACACCACAUCUGUGUACUUCCCCCAGUCUCACACACACACACACACACACACACACACACACACACAGAGGCAUGAUUAUAAACAAUGCCAAAAAGAAAGGCACUUAAACGCACACUUUCUUGUCUAUCCAUCUCACCGUAUAUUUAAAACAGUGAAGGCAUGCCUUUUACUAUUUUUUUUUUACUAUUAUGUAAUUUGUUGUGUUAUUAUUAAAAGCAACUAGAAUAAAUAGUCAAAUGAAGGUAUAGUACCUUUAUAUCCCUACUUUUUAAUCGUUUAUAGUUGUUCGUGAUCUUUCCGAAUAAAAGAAGUCGGAAGACGCCGAUAUCUCUGAUGAUUUUGAUCCAUCAAUCCAUGUUACAUUUCUCGAGAGAGAGAGUGAUGUUAUAAACGAAGGCGCACAAAUUGAGAAAGACAUGGUUUGACUAACUGUGGGCAAAAAAGUGAGCACCUGUGCACUUAAUUGUAGGCAAUAUGAGAUUAGAGAAAGCUGAGAAGCAGACUCGACUGAUUUUUUUCUUGGAUAGCUUUAAGCUUCAGAGAGAGAGAUUAGAUGUACUGUUGAAAAAGUUGGUUUUCUCUUGAACAUCUUGCACCAUUCGCAUAAUCAGCGUUCCUGUUUGUUUCUCUAUCUAUCUUCCCUGUAACGGUAUCAUAGUUAUUCUCCUUGAGUCCAGACCUCUGGUGUAAAAACAACCUCCCUUCAGUAAUCCUGUUCGUCAUUGAACAUCUCUCAGCAUUUACUGUAAUAUUGAAGUAUUCAGCUUUAAUUUGUGAUCGCUCACACUUGGGUGGGAUAUGUUGACGAGUUAUGUUCUGUGCUGUUUAAAUAUUGUUUUCAAUUUUUUUUUCCUAAUCAUGAAUGUAUACUGUGUAGAUUUUUAUAUAGCACAUAAAAAGAUCCAUUGUCUAAUUGAUUUUGUCAAACAGAUAAGCUAAAUUUGUAAACUGCAAUAUGUAAAAACUAUGGUAAAUAAGAGACAUGUUUAUUGGAAGGAUUGUGUGGGUUUAAUAUAGGGGUAUGCUAUACACUGAAAUCUAGAUCAUUUCAAGCUGAUUGCCAAAUAAAGAGAUAUAUUGAUACCCA
Carassius gibelio (silver crucian carp) is the source of this 4975-nucleotide messenger RNA. RefSeq names its product solute carrier family 4 member 11. Lineage: Eukaryota; Metazoa; Chordata; Actinopteri; Cypriniformes; Cyprinidae. Gene Ontology annotation, biological process: monoatomic ion homeostasis; transmembrane transport; monoatomic anion transport. Bases 425 to 2986 code for a protein of 853 amino acids. Gene Ontology annotation, molecular function: solute:inorganic anion antiporter activity. The record is from RefSeq and is a predicted model, not a curated record. Gene Ontology annotation, cellular component: basolateral plasma membrane; plasma membrane. The transcript has 20 exons.